GGGCUGCCCCUCCGAUGAGGCGGGCGGAAUAAGCGCGUCCAGCCGGGGCCGCUCCUCCAUGAAGCCUUCCUCGCCCUAGCCCGCCGGCCGCCUCUCAGGCCCUCCUCCCUCCGCGAGCGGCCGGCGGCGGCGGCGGCAGCGUCCGGGCCCCGAGCCGAGCGCCAUGGCGUCCAACACGGAGCGGGGGGAGAUCCUGCUCACCGAGCUGCAGGGGGAUGCUCGAAGCCUUCUCCUUCCUGAAAAUGUGAGCACUGGCCAAAAGUUAGACUUUUCAGACACAAUGGUGCAACAGAAAUUGGAUGAUAUCAAGGAUCGUAUCAAACGAGAAAUAAGGAAAGAACUGAAAAUAAAAGAAGGAGCUGAAAAUCUCAGGAAGGUCACAACAGACAAAAAAAAUUUGGCUUAUGUGGACAAUAUUUUGAAAAAAUCAAAUAAAAAAUUAGAAGAAUUACAUCAUAAACUGCAGGAAUUAAAUGCCCAUAUUGUUGUAACAGAUCCAGAAGAUCUUACAGAUUGUCCAAGGACCCCAGAUACUCCAAAUAGUGAUCCUCGUAGUUCUACUAGCAAUAAUAAAUUGAUGGCCUUAAAAAAACAAUUGGACAUAGAACUGAAGGUAAAACAAGGAGCAGAGAAUAUGAUACAGAUGUAUUCAAAUGGCUCUUCAAAGGAUCGAAAACUCCUUGCCACCGCUCAACAGCUGCUUCAGGACAGCAAGACAAAAAUAGAAGUCAUAAGGAUGCAGAUUCUUCAGGCAGUCCAGACCAAUGAACUGGCUUUUGAUAAUGCAAAACCUGUGAUAAGUCCUCUUGAACUUCGGAUGGAAGAAUUACGGCAUCAUUUUAGGAUAGAAUUUGCAGUAGCAGAAGGUGCAAAGAAUGUGAUGAAAUUACUUGGAUCUGGAAAAGUAACAGACAGAAAAGCACUUUCAGAAGCUCAAGCGAGAUUUAAUGAAUCAAGUCAAAAGUUGGAUCUUUUAAAGUAUUCAUUAGAACAAAGAUUGAACGAACUUCCGAAAAAUCAUCCCAAAAGCAGUAUUAUUAUUGAAGAGCUAUCUCUUGUUGCAUCACCAACACUAAGUCCACGGCAGAGUGUAAUAUCUACACAAAACCAGUAUAGUACACUAUGCAAACCAGCAGCACUAACAGGUACUUUGGAAGUUCGACUCAUGGGCUGCCAAGAUAUACUAGAGAAUGUCCCUGGACGUUCAAAAGCAACAUCAGUUACACUGCCUGGCUGGAGCCCAAGUGAAACAAGAUCAUCCUUCAUGAGCAGAACAAGCAAAAGUAAAAGUGGGAGUAGUCGAAACCUUCUAAAAACAGAUGACUUGUCCAAUGACAUCUGUGCAGUUUUGAAGCUGGACAAUACCGUGGUUGGUCAAACUAGCUGGAAACCCAUUUCUAAUCAGUGUUGGGACCAGAAGUUUACACUGGAACUUGAUAGGUCACGUGAACUGGAAAUUUCAGUUUAUUGGCGUGAUUGGCGAUCUCUCUGUGCAGUAAAAUUUCUAAGGUUAGAAGAUUUUUUAGACAACCAGCGACAUGGCAUGUGUCUUUAUCUGGAACCCCAGGGUACUUUAUUUGCAGAGGUUACCUUUUUUAAUCCAGUUAUUGAAAGAAGACCAAAGCUUCAAAGACAAAAGAAAAUUUUUUCAAAACAACAAGGCAAAACAUUUCUCAGAGCUCCUCAAAUGAAUAUUAAUAUUGCCACUUGGGGAAGGCUGGUGAGAAGAGCAAUUCCAACGGUAAAUCAUUCUGGCACCUUUAGUCCUCAGGCUCCUGGGCCUACAACAGUACCUGUGGUUGAUGUGCGUAUUCCAGAACUAACACCGCCAGCAAGUGACCCUACAGUAACCAAAUUGGACUUUGAACUUGAACCAGAAACACCUCCAGCCCCACCACGUGCAUCUUCCUUUGGAGAAAUACAUGAACCUUCAGAGUUAAGAGUUUUGGAUGUACCAGGACAGGAUUCAGAAACAACUUUUAAUUUUGAAAAUGACAGAAAUAAUAUUGCUUCAAAAAAACAAGCUGAAUAUGAGCCUCCUAUCCCUCAUUCAGGCCUAGAGUACAGAAGUGUUCAAGAACCUGAGGAUAGAAGAUCUCCACAGAGGUUUCAGUUUAGUCUUCAAGACUUUAGGUGUUGUGCUGUAUUGGGUAGAGGGCAUUUUGGAAAGGUGCUUUUGGCUGAAUACAAAAAUACAAAUGAGAUGUUUGCCAUAAAAGCCUUAAAGAAAGGAGAUAUUGUUGCUCGAGAUGAAGUAGACAGCCUCAUGUGUGAAAAACGAAUUUUUGAAACUGUGAAUAGUGUAAGGCAUCCCUUUUUGGUGAACCUUUUUGCUUGUUUCCAAACCAAAGAGCAUGUUUGCUUCGUAAUGGAAUAUGCUGCCGGUGGGGACCUAAUGAUGCACAUUCAUACUGAUGUCUUUUCUGAACCAAGAGCUGUAUUUUAUGCUGCAUGUGUAGUUCUUGGAUUACAAUAUUUACAUGAACACAAAAUUGUUUAUAGAGAUUUGAAGUUAGAUAACUUGUUGCUAGAUACAGAGGGCUUUGUGAAAAUUGCUGAUUUUGGUCUUUGCAAAGAAGGAAUGGGCUUCGGAGACAGAACGAGCACAUUUUGUGGCACUCCAGAAUUUCUAGCUCCAGAAGUCUUGACUGAAACGUCUUAUACGAGAGCCGUGGACUGGUGGGGGCUUGGAGUACUUAUAUAUGAAAUGCUGGUUGGAGAGUCUCCCUUUCCUGGUGAUGAUGAAGAAGAGGUUUUUGACAGUAUUGUAAAUGAUGAAGUAAGGUAUCCACGAUUCUUGUCUACAGAAGCCAUUUCCAUAAUGAGAAGGCUACUGAGAAGAAAUCCAGAGCGGCGCCUGGGAGCUGGUGAGAAAGAUGCAGAGGAUGUAAAAAAGCACCCAUUUUUCCGGCUAAUUGAUUGGAAUGCUUUGCUGGCCAAGAAAGUAAAGCCACCCUUUGUUCCUACCAUCAGAGGACGAGAGGAUGUAAGUAAUUUUGAUGAUGAAUUUACCUCAGAAGCACCUAUUCUGACCCCACCUCGGGAACCAAGGAUACUUUCAGAAGAGGAGCAAGAAAUGUUUCGAGAUUUUGACUACAUUGCAGAUUGGUGUUGAGUUCCAAGACACUGUGAAACUAGCAGAGUGACUCGCAAGAAGACAGACUUCUUUAGCCGAAUAGCAACCCUUCCACUUGCUCUCUGUGCCACCGGUAGCUUCUGAUUUUGGAAAUCACACGAAGAUUUGUUUUUAAAGUACUAGUCUAAUAUCUUUCUUGAAGAGUGGCCUUUUGCAAUGUAUUUCCAUUUUUAAUCUGUGCACUGGAAACAGUUUUAUGGGGUUUAAGCUGAAUACAGGCCAUAUAAACAUCCUUCACAGGUGGACACACUUGGAUCAAUGUUGUCUUUUUUUCCUUCCUCUUCUACAGUGGAUACUUUUGUCCUAUGCUUGCCUUAAGUGGAAGGAAGACCAGCUUGGGAUCUAGAAAAGAUAAAAGAUAACCAGUUUACUUCAUUCCACUGUGUUUUAAGAAUAAAAGCUUGGGAUGCAAAUGAUACUCAACCUUAACAAGAUUCUAUCAGAAUAAGGCAAAUGCUGUUAUUUUUUAAAGGAAUUACUGUAAUAUUAUCCAAAAGUGUCGUUUGCAACUUGUACACAUUUUGGUGUCGAGUUUGAAAAUAACGGAAUGAAUUGAUGCCUUCUUUUGUAAAUUUUCUAUAUUUAUUAGGAGGAAAUGUUUUUAAUGCCUUAUCUUUACCAACCAUGUAAGUGCUUCCAUAAUAAUAUGGACAAGUUCUCAAAGCUACUUGCCAAACAAUUAUUUGUUUGUUAAGCAUUGCUAAAACAAACAGAACAUCAGCAUUUUAAGAAAGUAAAGAAAGGAAUGCUUCUGGUCAGUAUGAAUUGAGAUACUGUAUUUUCUGUACGCAUUCCCAAAGCCUAGAUGCUCCUGGAUUUUCAGUCGUGACUUUCCAAAUCAAUGAACAAGAUGGCCUUUUUAUAAACGACCCACCCUUCAUUUAGCAUCCUAGUUCUUUGUGUAUCUGCUGUAUUAAGGUAAACGUAUCAUUUUUACACCAUGGGGAUUGUCAGUAUAUACAUGCCGUGAACAUGUAUAUGUGUGAGUUGUAAUCUAUUUGAUGUUCUAGGCUUGUUAUUUAAUUGUACCACUUUGUUACUUCGGCACAGUGGCCACGCAGACGCCUCCGACUCCAGCAUUUACGUGAAGUACAUUUGUAUACAUUUUAGGCCACUGAAUCCAGAUUUUAUAUUGGCAGUUACUGAGGGUAAAAAAGCAAUAUGUUGUAACAGAAUGUAUAAAUAUUUUUGAUAAAACAGUGUAUGUAUAUUUUAUAAACCUAUUAUAACACUAAAAAACUGUACCUCAAAAGUCUCAAAAAGUAAUUUGACCAAAUAUUUUCAUAACACUUGAGAAGGGCCUGUUUUGGGUUAUCUUUGUGUUGCUACAGGAAAGUCAUUUUGCCAACUAGUGUUUCUCCUUGCCUAGAGCCUUUUUCCUUGUUGGUGACUCUAAUGUUUUUCCCCUCAGUUAGGAGAUAGAAUCUAGAUAGCUCUAGCUCUAUAUACAUAUAGAUAACUCAUGAUCUUGGCUCAGCCACAAAGGAUCAUCAUACCUCACCAAGAGCAAGCCGUCAGCUUACCUGGACUGAAUUAACCAUGUAAUUGCAAUAAACAAGCUUCCCUCUGAAACGAUUCAUGUUUAAAUCUUGUAGGGAAAAAUGAAAGCACACUGAGUUACAGAGAACUGAGCUCAAGAUAUCUUAAGGUGUUUCAAGAACCUUACAGCUCUCCGCUGUCAUUCGUGAUUUGUCCUCUUCAGAACAGUGUAAGCCCCAAGAAUACUGACAGUCUCCUUGAUUGCCCUUUAACUCCAACAAAAAGAUGAUGAUGAUGAUGAUUCAGAGCUCCUGAUGCCAUACAAGGAGGAGGGCCAACAAGAUCCUGGGGGAAAAGAGGCCUGGCAUGUUGGGUUUAUUCCUCAGAAUUCCAAAUGCUUCCUCACUAGAGAGAGCAGCCCACUUUGUGGAGUUAUCUUACCAUGUCUGUGGUGCUGCCUGUCUUUGGCAGGGAUCAGAGGAAGAGCUUAGCUCAGGGCUCAGGAUUUCAUUGGAACUGUUCUGUGACGUGAGACAUGAAAUACUUUUGAGGUACAGUCUGCUUACUCUUUCUGGUUCUCAAGAUACACCCGGAGAGCCAUGUCUGAAAAGGCUUUUAGCAUUAAACACUGAAGUAGCCUUUUGUAACUACACAUUGUACAGAAUUUUUUUUUUAAUUGAAGUAAAUCACUAAAAAAAAUUAGAGGGCAGGGUAUGUUCACACAAUUAAGCUGAAGAAAGCACUAAUUUUCUCUGUAGUUUUUUAAAGUUUAUUUUUAGUCAGAUUUAAAAUUUUAAACUCUAGAUUGUAAAUAUAUUUUGCUAUUCUGUAUCUGUAAGUGGCUGCUCAGAGCACUUUGUAAGGAAAUUAGGAUAUUUUAGAAUGGUACACUAUGCAUUCAUUAAAAUGAGACGUGCCUUUUUAACAAUGUCAUUCUAAAAAAAAAACUUGAGUGUUUUGCAGUCAUUAAUUAUCACAAAUGCACAAAUUAAAGUUUAAAUAGAUUGUACUUUGUAA
Messenger RNA from Sarcophilus harrisii (Tasmanian devil), 5632 nucleotides. RefSeq names its product protein kinase N2 (gene PKN2). The transcript is spliced from 22 exons. Lineage: Eukaryota; Metazoa; Chordata; Mammalia; Dasyuromorphia; Dasyuridae. The record is from RefSeq and is a predicted model, not a curated record. The coding region runs from base 164 to 3115 and encodes 983 amino acids. Gene Ontology annotation, biological process: protein phosphorylation; signal transduction. Gene Ontology annotation, molecular function: protein serine/threonine kinase activity; ATP binding; small GTPase binding.